Molecule: messenger RNA, 1492 nt
Organism: Harpegnathos saltator (Jerdon's jumping ant)
Lineage: Eukaryota; Metazoa; Arthropoda; Insecta; Hymenoptera; Formicidae
Gene: Use1
Product: Vesicle transport protein Use1
Exons: 6
Coding region: 357-1016 (219 amino acids)
Biological process (GO): signal transduction; retrograde vesicle-mediated transport, Golgi to endoplasmic reticulum
Cellular component (GO): endoplasmic reticulum; SNARE complex
Molecular function (GO): SNAP receptor activity; protein binding
Source: RefSeq, a predicted model, not a curated record
UGAAGGAACAUGCAUUAGCAGCAAGUGCUAUAAUAAAGAAGGACAUUAGUACAUUGGAAAGAUCAGAUAAAUUAACAGAUGUUAAUGCCAUCAAAUUGAAAAAGGAAUCUUUGAAACUGGAGGAACAUACUAAUUCAAAAUGGAGAUGUUGGGUGUGGAUUAUGAUAGCUUUUGUUUUGGUUAUAUUUUUUAAUAUGGUGCUAUUCAUGAAAGUGGUAAAGAAAAGAAUUUAGAUAUAACUAAGACCUUUUAAAAGCUUAUGUGUCAACAAGUAUGAAAUAUAUCUCUAUAGAGUGACUAACACAGCUGUGUGAGUCACUGGGUUGUUAUUAUGAUGAUAGGGGUUGUACACAAUCAUGAGUAUACUUGUAAAAACACCUACACCACCUAAAACAGCUUGGAAACCUGGCAAAGUAAAAGUGGUCAGGGCAUUAUGCAAGUAUACCGCACAGCAUACGAACGAAUUAUCAUUUGACGAAGGUGAUCUUCUUUAUGUGUAUGAUAAAGAUACAGAUCCCAAUUGGUGGACAGCUAAGUGUGGAGACCAAAAAGGCCUUGUGCCAGUCACAUAUGUCGAAGAGCAAACGCAAGAGAUUGAGUUACCUCUACACGAUGCCGCGAGACGUGGUAAUAUCUGCUUCCUAAGAGAAUAUCUAAAACAGGGUAUAUCGGGAACCGGUUUAGACGCAGCAGGAAAUACACCGUUAUAUUGGGCAGCGCGCACUGGUCAUGUGGAAUGCGCGAAGGAGCUCCUUAAUUUGCCAAAUCCUGCAGUAAAUGCUCAGAACAAAAUGGGCGAUACGCCGCUGCAUGUGGCGGCGAGUCAUGGGCAUUUGGAGAUAAUAAAUUUAUUGCUGGAACACAACGUGGACGCCACGUUGCGAAACAAGGACGGUUUUACUGCAGAGGAAUUAGCGUCCGACGCAUCCAUCAAAAAUAUGAUACAAUCACAGCAAGGUGGAUACGACGGUAGACACGAGUACAACGAUGAUGAUUACAAUAAUGACAGUGAUUAAAAAUUUUACGUACUCACCUAAUGGGAGCAAUUUAAACAUUCCUACUAUAAAAGUAUUAAGCGAUAACGCUAAUUUCUAAAGAUCUCUGGAGCAGUGUUCACAUUAAUGUUUAAGAACUAUUCUUUUAUAUUGUAUAAUCAUAAAGCGUUCUUCAUGUUUAUCACAUUGCGAGGAUAAAAUAAUUAAGAUUCUUGAUUUAACAAAAAAAAGUCAACAAAUAUAUUGUUAAUAAUGUGCAUUACAUUAUGGACAAUAUCGUAUAACGUCGUUAAUAUUAUUUUGCCGAACAUCCCAAAAUAAGAUAGGUUCGUAUAAAACAUAAUUAUAACAUUCGUACUGAAACUAGUUUAAUUACACUUUGAUUAAUCAGUUAAUAAUGCUAAUCAUCUAAUAUGAAAAAAUCAGUUUGAAACUAUAUUGUAAACUUGAAACGUACAAGACGAUUUAUGGAAAAAGACAAUGUAAACAUCUUUUCA